AUGUUAUUAUACUAUUCAAGAAAAUAUGCUAUCUAUAAUGAAUCAUUUUACGAAAGUGGUACAAAAAAUGGUUACUGCUUCAUUUGGGGAGAAGAAAAUGGUCAACGUGGAGCUAAUGACAUUUGUUCGGUAAUACUCAAAUAUUUAACAAUUGUAGACGAGAGAGCAGAAAUUAAAAAAGUGUCAUUAUAUUGUGACUUCUGUCCUGGGCAAAAUAAAAAUCAUCAAACAUUAUCGGCAAUAUCUUGGUUCAUUUUAAAUAAGUCGAAGAAUAUCCAGGAAAUAACUGUUACAUUUUUGCAACCUGGUCAUACUUACAUGACUGUUGAUUCAGUGCAUGCUACCAUAGAAUCAAAUUUAAAAAAUAAAUUUGCUUGGGCACCUUCAGAAUGGCCGACAAUUAUGGUAAAUGCAAGAUUGAAUCCAAAACCGUACGAUGUAUAUAAGGAGAGUCAUAAUGACUUUAUGGACUUCAAAGUAUUACAGCAUGCGAUCUUUCCUAAAAUAGUUUUAAAAAACGGAAAAAAAUUCAGCGAAAUAAAAAAAGUAUAUUUUUCAAAAUCGAUAGAUGUGAAAAUAUCAUUUGGUUAA
Messenger RNA from Macrosiphum euphorbiae (potato aphid), 591 nucleotides. Lineage: Eukaryota; Metazoa; Arthropoda; Insecta; Hemiptera; Aphididae. The record is from the annotation of a GenBank genome assembly.